ACGCACUUGCUCGCUGGGCGCUCGCGGGGUCUCGCUUUUCUUGGGGGAGGCCGGGGUGGGGGAGGGGGAGAGCGAAGGCGGAGAGCGGAGUCUGGGUCGAGCCCCCCAACUCAUCCUUCGGAGCCCCCGCAUCCUUCCCAGCCUCGCGGUCCUUCCCUCUCCGCGGCAGCGCGCCGCCUCCCACCCCCGGAGGCGCUGGCCGUGACCACGGGCAUUUGGAAUUCCGCCCCAACGAAAGGGGGCCCGGAGGAGGAGGAGGAGGACGAGGAGGAGGGGGAGAGGAGGGACGGAGGCCGGCGGGCGAGAAGCGGAAUCCGGAGUCCGAAACCGAACCGCACGGGAGAGCGGAAGGCGGGCGCGGGGCCGCGGCUCGGAGGCUCGGCCGCGCCGCUGCGCCCGGCCGCCCGCAGUGCACCGCGGAGUGGCCGCGCUGACAUGCCCGGGAUGCUUAACACGGGGCAUUAUGCACUGGUUAACAGGCUCCGAGCUGCCGAGCGACUUGUUUUAAGCAUUUUCUCCCUCGCUCUCGCUUUUAAUCUUGUCUCUAGUGGCGUGUGUAGGGGGGAGGACUUUAUUUCCAUUGGCUAAGCUCUCCCUUCCCACCCACAUCUCUUCCACAUCACCUUGGUGUCUCCCUAAAUAAAACCAGCCCUUCUUAUCGCCUGGAAAAAAUCAGGAGCUAGAGUUUGAAUGGGCUUUAUAUAAACACUCACCCCUGUCAGCGUGCAGCUGGGCUCUCGGGAUAAACUCACCGCACCUGGCCUGACGCUGGUCCUGGCUUCUCUGCUUCUCAACGUCCAGGUUUGAGCCGAGCCCGGGGGACUGGAAACUCUCCCCCUGAAACCCGAUCAACCUGAAGCCAGCUGUGGAGGUGUCCAGGGUCCCCAUGGACCUCAAGGAGAGCCCCAGCGAGGGCAGCCUGCAGCCCUCCAGCCUGCAGCUCUUUGCCAACACCUCCACCCUGCAUGGUAUCCGCCACAUCUUCGUGUAUGGGCCGCUGACCAUCCGCCGAGUGCUCUGGGCCGUGGCCUUCGUGGGUUCCCUGGGCCUGCUGCUGGUGGAGAGCUCGGAGAGGGUGUCCUACUACUUCUCCUACCAGCACAUCACCAAGGUGGACGAGGUGGUGGCCCAAAGCCUCGUCUUCCCCGCCGUGACCCUCUGCAAUAUCAACGGCUUCCGCUUCUCCAGGCUCACCACCAACGACCUGUACCACGCGGGCGAGCUGCUGGCCCUGCUCGACGUCAACCUGCAGAUCCCGGACCCGCACCUGGCCGACCCCGUAGUACUGGAGGCCCUGCGGCAGAAGGCCAACUUCAAGCACUACAAACCCAAGCAGUUCAGCAUGCUGGAGUUUCUGCACCGCGUGGGCCACGACCUGAAGGAUAUGCUGCUCUACUGCAAGUUCAAAGGGCAGGAGUGCGGUCACCAGGACUUCACCACGGUGAGUCCCCAGGUUUCCGUUCUUUCUCUCCUGCGUUGGUAGCUCUGCAGAGGGGCCCAUGCUGGUGGUCUCCUGCUGUGCUGGUGGUCUUCUUGUGCUUUUGUUUUUCUUUUUUGGGGGAGGGCUGGAGAGAGAGCAACACGUUUGUUGAAAGCCAGAGAGUGGUUGGAACUGGAUGUAGAUGGCUGUCUGUCUGAUGGAUGUAGAGGGGUGAACCCUCCUCCUGGUUGGGGGGGAUUGGGGCGGAAGCUUGUUUGGGAGGAAUCUUUCCUCCGGGCGGUCCUGAGCUAGGUUCCUCCCCACCAGAGGGAGGCGGCUUGAGUUGUCUGU
Messenger RNA from Sorex araneus (European shrew), 1771 nucleotides. Its product is annotated as acid-sensing ion channel 2. The transcript has a single exon. The record is from RefSeq and is a predicted model, not a curated record. Gene Ontology annotation, biological process: sodium ion transmembrane transport. Gene Ontology annotation, molecular function: ligand-gated sodium channel activity. The coding region runs from base 887 to 1483 and encodes 198 amino acids. Gene Ontology annotation, cellular component: membrane. Lineage: Eukaryota; Metazoa; Chordata; Mammalia; Eulipotyphla; Soricidae.